UCAUCUUUUUUCCCAAAUAGAAUUACUUCUGUUUCAUCUGUGUUCAGCUGAAGAAAAUGUUGUGACAUCCAGUUGUUGAUUUGGUCGAUACACUGGUAGAGACAUUCAAGGGGGGCAUAAUCAUUAGGUGAUAGAGCAAAAUAAAUUUGGGUGUCAUCUGCAUAGCAGUGAUACAAAAUUGAGUUAUUCUUGAUAAUUUGUCCAAGUGGGACCAUAUAAAGGUUGAAUAGUAAUGGUCCAAGGAUCGGCCCCUGGGGGACACCACAGGUCAAGGACAUUGAUGUUGAGGUACAAUUCCCCAUGGUAACAAAGAAGCUUCUAUCUUUUAAGUAUGAUUUUAACCAAUUGAUAACUUUACCAGUCAACCCAACCCAGUGUUCAAGUCGAAGAAUGAAGAUGGAUGGCAUGACCAUGAUGUGUGAAAUUGCAGUUCAGAGACGAAGUGCGUUAAUGUUACAGAAUGAAAGUUUGGCGGUCUCUGACCUCAGUGAUGAGGCAGCUGCAGUGGGGAAAAAGCUGGCCUUAUGGCGUGAGGUUUGGGUUCUAAUGGACCGCAAUCUCCUACCAGAGUGGAACGAUUCACACAAAUUUUAAUAUGAAUCUAGUCCUUCCUGUCCCUCUACAACCAAACACUCCAGUCAUGCAUAACACGCAUGAUCUCAUCCAUUAAUACAGUAUUAAUCUAUACAGAUAUAAAUGUACGUCAGGUACAAAUCAGAGGACUAGGCUUUCCACAUAUACAUAACAACCAGUUGGAUUAAAAACAACAGCAGCAACCUUUCCUGGACUCCAGAUUACACACAGGCGCAUUGCUUGCUUCAAAAAUAUCCAAACAUACAGUAUACAACCAUUUGAAUGUAUGAACUUGCAUGCAAGCCUAACUUGAAUAGUACUUUAUCACUCACUGAAUUGUUGAGUUUGAAUGUCUUUCAGCAGCACAGUAUAUGUUUACUUUCUGGGUGUUUUGAUAUUGGUUUUGUUGGAUCUUGCUGUUGGAUUUCCUAAUGUUGUUCCAUUUACAGUUAAAGACUGCAAAGAAAAAGCAACACCUUGCUCUUCUGUCAAGCAGAACAUGCUUAGUAAACUCUAGUACAAGACAUAAUUCUGAAAAAGUAAAUCGUUUGUAAUAUUAAUGAAGCUGUAGAAGUUAUCUGGCAUAACAACCAAAACAACCCAAAACUGUCUGGGAUAUCCAUCCAUUAUCUGUAGCCGCUUAUCCUGUGUAGGGUCGCAGGCAAGCUAGGCGAGAGGCGGGGUACAACCUGGACAAGUCGCCAGGUCAUCGCAGGGCUGACACAUAGAGACAAACAACCAUCCACACUCACAUUCACCUACGGUCAAUUUAGAGCCACCAAUUAGCCUAACCUGCAUGUCUUUGGACUGUGGGGGAAACCGGAGCACCCGGAGGAAACCCACACAGACACGAGGAGAACAUGCAAGCUCCGCACAGAAAGGCCUUUGUCGGCCACUGGGCUCAAACCCAGAACCUUCUUGCUGUGAGGUGACAGUGCUAACCACUACACCAUUGUUCCGGCCUGUCUUGGACAAUGUAGUCUGAAUACUUUAGGCACUAUACACGCGCUCUCAUCCACUGGGUUUUUAAUGACGAAGCACUACAUGGUUAUCAUGCCAUGGAUUUCCCUCUUGGCUGCUGUUUUUUACAUUUUACUGUGUUAGUUAUUUGCAGAAAUAUCAGAAAAAAUGGCACAUUGUGGCUAAUUUAGAUGAUGAUUAACUAUGCUAUCCAUAUCCAGUUUACAAUGAGCUUAUAAUAUGUAGGAUAGUUUAUGUUUAAAAAAUAUUUGAAUGUUAAAGCCGAAUGUGUUAGAUUAGAAUCAGUUUGUUAAAAGUACUGUAGCAGAACCUUUCUGUUUCCUAUAUCUAUGGUCGUUUUAUUUUGGUGGAAUCAUUAUGUUAUGUAUUUUGUCCAAUAUAAUUGAUCAAGCUAAGCUGAGCAUCAACAUUAGCCUGAGACUGGGCAGCCUAAAAGCUUUGUUGCCAUAGCUACUGAGUGGGGUGUAAUAUUAGCCUCGUUUAUGGACCAGAAAUUGAGGAAAUUUCGCCAGAUUUGCCUAAAUAAGCUGGCUUAUCAAGAUAACUUGCUUUGUGGAAAUAUUUCCUUGAUGUUGAAAUGUGUGUGUAUGUGUGUAGUAGACAAUGACCUUCAAGGAACUGAUGGUUCAGGGGCUCUUGGAGGGCCUGACGUUCGCCGCCGGAUCCCCAUCAAGUUACUGUCCAAACAGACUCUCAGAAGCAAGCCUCCUGCCCGGCCCCAGCGGCCCACCGCCAGACUGCCGUCCAAUGGACAGAGUGAUGAAGAAACAUUUCCCUGUAAGCAGGAGGAGAGGUUUGAGUGCAAAGCUGGAGAUGCUUUUGGGAAACAGCGGAGAUUCCCCCACCCGUUAUUCUGGGAUUUUAAGCUCAACCUGGUUGGAGAGAAAGAUGACACUCCAGUGCACUUCUGUGACAAAUGUGGCCUGCCCAUAAAGAUCUAUGGACGAAUGAUUCCCUGUAAACACGUGUUCUGCUAUGACUGUGCAGUUCUCUAUGAGAAGAAAAGUGAUAAGACCUGUCCAGGUUUGCCCCUGUAUAGCUGCACCGAGCCAGUCCAGCGCAUCGAGCAGUGCCAGCGCGGAUCCCUAUACAUGUGCAGCAUCCUGCAGGGUUGCAAGCGUACCUACCUCUCUCAGCGGGACCUACAGGCCCACAUCAACCACCGGCACAUGAGAGCGGGCAAACCUGGAGCAUCGCGGGCCGAGCCUACUCACCCGACCCCAGCUCUGACUCCGACCCUGACCUCAGACCCACCAGACCGUUUCCGCCUGCCCCCGCCCCCUCACUUGUCCAAGUCCCACCCCUUGAUCCCACCGUCUCUGCAAGGUCAUGACCCCUAUGGCCAGCCGCCCCCUGCAUCUCCCUCUGACUUAGGGCCCUCGUCCCGAGCCCUGCCACCAGAGACCUUCCGCAUAGCCACUGUGACCACGCGCAAACACAGCAACCUCAUCACCGUGCCCAUCCAGGAUGACUCGGGCAACUCCAUUCCCUCUCCACGUGAACCCCUCCCGCAGACUCCCACAGGUCUGCCACCUCAUCACCACCCAGGCCAGGCGGUGGUGUCCCACCCUCACCACAUCAUGCCUCCACCUCAGCAGCAACAUUAUGGGCCUCCACCUCCACCACCACCCCCACUCAGCCACCCCAUGCAGGCCACAGGGGCCCCUCACUUGAUCUACAACCAGGCACCUCCAAUAUCCACUGCACCUCCUCCCAUCACCCCUCCACCCGGACAUAUCAUAAACCAGAUGCCCCCAUUCCUGAACCACCCCCUGUCUGCUGCUCUCCCUCAGCACGGUGCCCCGCCUGUUAGUGCUCCACCACCUCAUCACUUUAACCCUAACUCUCUGCCCCAGGACCAGGGCACCCUGAGCCCGCCCUUUAACCAGCCGGGAGCCCUGAGCCCAGGCUUAUGGCCUGCACCACGUGUCCCUCACCCUCCUCGCAUACAGGGGCCUCCUCAGGGCCAGAUGCCUGGGCCACACCACCCAGAACAGGCCCGAUAUAGACCAUACUAUCAAUAGCACCUGGCUGGUAACUAUUAUAUCAAACUGUUUGAACAUUAACCAGAUCAUCAUGAAGUGAAGUAAUUUGAAGUUAACUGGUUGAACUGUGCAUACACUCUGUGAUGAUGACAUUCACGUGAUGUUUUGUAUUCUUGUUAGGUAUUUAAUGGUUUAACCGAUUUGGAAUCAAGUACAUGUUAUCGUAUGGUUGAUGGCUGAAAAAAUACACACAAUGAAGUGGUGCAGUCAGAAGCCAUCUUUGUUUGAACGCUUUUCAUAACAUGACAACACUUUAAUCUUGUACCCAUUGACUGCAAUAAAUGACACAAACAAAUGAAA
Messenger RNA from Neoarius graeffei (lesser salmon catfish), 3899 nucleotides. RefSeq names its product E3 ubiquitin-protein ligase Hakai. Gene Ontology annotation, molecular function: ubiquitin protein ligase activity. NCBI's taxonomy places the organism in Eukaryota, Metazoa, Chordata, Actinopteri, Siluriformes, Ariidae. The record is from RefSeq and is a predicted model, not a curated record. Gene Ontology annotation, biological process: regulation of cell adhesion; protein ubiquitination. The transcript has 5 exons. Bases 2037 to 3578 code for a protein of 513 amino acids.